CCUCACCACCUCCCCUUUCCCGGGCGGCCUCAAGGUGGCCGCGUCCGGGAAACAAGGACUUUUGCCUUUGAACUUUCUUCUGUUUCAUGGAGGACACUUAGGCUUGUGAGGGUGGUCUCUGAACUAGAACCGCUGGGACAUGGCAGACGUCAGCUCCUAGGUUGUCAGCACGUUCUCAGUCGGACCCGAAAAGUAUAAUUUGGAACUUCUUCACUCCAGCUGAAGCAGAGAUACGCAUUACCCACAAAAGAAGAGCCAUGGGCUGCAACCCGCCGUGCCUCCUCCCCUACAGACUACGUCUGCUGCUGUUCUUUACCCUGUGCCUGACUGUGGUUGGAUGGGCCACCAGCAACUAUUUCGUGGGUCCCAUUCAAGUGAUCCCCAAGGCAAAGGACUUCAUGGCUAGUUUCCACAAGGUCAUUCCUUUGGGGAAGGAAGAAACGCUGGCCCAUGAUGUCAUGGAAAAAGCAGAACUUGGCAGCUGCCCUUCUGUGUCUCCAAACCUUAGAGGCCAGAGCAAGCUCAUUUUUAAACCAGACCUCACUUUGGAGGAAGUACAGGCAGAGAACCCCAGAGUGUCCGGAGGCCGGUGUCAUCCCGAGGGAUGUAAGGCCUUGCAGCGGGUGGCCAUCCUCAUUCCCCACCGGAACAGAGAGAAGCACCUGAUAUACCUGCUGGAGCACCUGCACCCCUUCCUGCAAAGGCAGCAGCUGGACUAAGGCAUCUACAUCAUCCACCAGACUGGAAGUAAGAAGUUUAAUCGAGCCAAGCUCCUGAAUGUGGGCUAUCUGGAGGCUCUCAAGGAGGAAAACUGGGACUGCUUCAUAUUCCACGACGUGGAUUUGGUGCCGGAGAAUGACUUCAACCUUUACACGUGUGGCGAUCAGCCCAAGCACCUGGUGGUUGGCAGGAACAGCACUGGCUACAGGUUACGCUACAGUAAAUAUUUUGGGGGUGUUACUGCCCUCAGCAGAGAACAGUUUUUCAAGGUGAAUGGAUUCUCUAACAACUACUGGGGAUGGGGAGGCGAAGACGAUGACCUCAGACUCAGGGUUGAGCUCCACAAAAUGAAAAUCUCCCGGCCUGAUCCUGAUGUGGGCAAAUACACUAUGAUCUUCCACACCAGAGACAAGGGCAACGAGGUGAAUGUGGACCGGAUGAAGCUGUUAAACCAGAUGUCACGAGUCUGGAAAACAGAUGGCCUAUCAAGUUGUUCUUACAGAUUACUCUCUGUGGAACACAAUCCUUUAUAUAUCAACGUCACAGUGGACUUCUGGACUGGUGUGUGACCUGGAUCUUUGGAUGGGGUUCAGGAGAAGUGAUGACUUGUCAUAAUUAUGGCCUAGAGACUUCCAUAGUAGCGCACACUAAGGACUCACUCCAGAUAAUUAUUAGGCCGGAUUUUUCCAUUUUGUGUUUUCUCGGCCGUGCUCUUGGUCAUGGGGAAUGUAGAGCCGUCAUAAAGAGACAGCUUUCCUAGUUGUUCUGAUCCCAGCAAUGAGGUGUAAUGCACAGACUGGAUGGACUAAAGAUAAAAGGAUGCAAUGAAGGCUACCUGGGAGCCGUGUCCUCGAAGGAUCGACUCCAGCAAAGCAUCAGGGGAUUAAAGAGUGGGGAACAAAAUCCCCGUGUGUCCUAGAGAGCCAGAACUGCUAGGCCCGAGAUAGAAAGGUACUAAGAUGUGUUUCUGUCACGCGUGUAUCCUAUGUGGCCAUCUGAGAAGCGGUGGAUUCCGGAUGAGAAGAAGGCCGUAGAGGAGCGGAACAAAGUCAGGAAUCAGACCCCACGAACCCAGCAAUGAAGAGGUGACGAAGGGGGAGUGUGGCGUGAACUGGCAGCAGUGACUGCUGCCCCCAGUCCUCCGUGCUGUUCGCUUCCUCAUCGGAAACACCUUCCAGCCUGUGGCCACCCGACCUUGAAUGUACCAGUCUCUUCAGAGGCACUUGCCAGCAAGAGCCCACCAGAGAACACUCUCUCCUAGUUUUUAAAGCAUUUUUUAUAAAAUGAUUUUGUACACAUAGGAUAUGAAUGAACAGUUUAUAAGCUAGAGUACCUCUGUAGUAAAAGAUGAAAAUGC
This is a messenger RNA of Alexandromys fortis (reed vole), 2077 nucleotides long. It is a transcript of the gene B4galt4, whose product is annotated as beta-1,4-galactosyltransferase 4. Lineage: Eukaryota; Metazoa; Chordata; Mammalia; Rodentia; Cricetidae. The record is from RefSeq and is a predicted model, not a curated record. The transcript is spliced from 8 exons. Gene Ontology annotation, biological process: carbohydrate metabolic process. Gene Ontology annotation, molecular function: galactosyltransferase activity. Gene Ontology annotation, cellular component: Golgi apparatus.